This is a messenger RNA of Closterium sp. Naga37s-1, 286 nucleotides long. NCBI's taxonomy places the organism in Eukaryota, Viridiplantae, Streptophyta, Zygnematophyceae, Desmidiales, Closteriaceae. The record is from the annotation of a GenBank genome assembly.
ACGGACACGUACUCGAAUCUUUGGUCGGCCAAUCGCUUCACGCACCUGGCUAUUCAGGCGCCCCGGGAGUUCCCUUGCUCGUCCGAGAUGCCCGACGGCAGCGUAAGCUGCAACAGCCGGAGCAGAAGAUUCAGAAUCUGAGACAGGUGAUUAGACGGAUGAUGUUAAAUCUGUGGAAGAAGAAGCAGCAUCCGAAGAAUCAGCAGGAGCAGAAGAAGCAGGGGAAGGAGAAGCAGCAGCAGCAGCCUGCUCCUGGUCAGGGGGAUGGCAAGCUUGGAGAUACAAG